Molecule: messenger RNA, 1941 nt
Organism: Sinocyclocheilus grahami
Lineage: Eukaryota; Metazoa; Chordata; Actinopteri; Cypriniformes; Cyprinidae
Product: vascular endothelial growth factor A-A
Exons: 6
Coding region: 632-1237 (201 amino acids)
Biological process (GO): sprouting angiogenesis; induction of positive chemotaxis; positive regulation of protein phosphorylation
Cellular component (GO): membrane
Molecular function (GO): vascular endothelial growth factor receptor binding; heparin binding; growth factor activity
Source: RefSeq, a predicted model, not a curated record
GCUGAAAGACAGAGCGAGCGCAAAGUGACAAGACCUCUCCAAACCGCCAGAUAACAUCCACAACGAUAUAAGACAACAAAAGCCAAAGCAAUAGCAGAAAUAAGACGAGGAAAAGAAGGACACGUCUGCUGCAGUUGAACCAGGGCUUGCCAUCGGAUCACUUUAUACCGGCACAUGUAAUGUCUUGCUCUUGAGGAUAAUCACAUGCGCAAAAGCCGUUCCCUGGCCCCAGAGUCGCGCGUGCAGAGUGGAGGGUGCGCUUGAAAACUUUUUUGGUUGUUUUGUUUUGUCUGUGACAUUUUGGAAUCCGAUUUAUUAAUCGUCGACUUUCCGUUAUACCGUGGCGAAGAAGGAGGACCAAUAUAGUGUGGAUUUUCCCCGGUUUCUUUUCUUAUUUAUUAUUUUAUUUGACUGCAAUUGCUAUUCUUUAUAUUAUUAUAUUUUCUGGAAGAAGUUCAUCUGAGUGGAUUCGACGCAGGUGCUUCGGUCCUGAAGGCAGCAUGGAAUCGUUACUUUGACCCACGAUAUCAUAUUCAUAUUCAUAUUCAUAUUCAUAUUCCGCUUCGAAUAGUUUUGAGAGCCAGAGACUGUUCAGUGGCGCUCGCCGCAACACACCACUGGAAUUACAAUCAUGAACUUUGUUGUUUAUUCGCUACAAUUAUUUUUUGCGGCUCUUCUUCAUCUUUCUGCUGUAAAGGCUGCCCACAUACCCAAAGAAGGGGGGAAGAGCAAAAAUGAGGUGAUUCCCUUCAUGGAUGUGUAUAAAAAAAGUGCGUGUAAGACUCGAGAGCUGCUGGUAGACAUCAUUCGGGAGUAUCCUGACGAGAUCGAGCACACGUACAUCCCGUCCUGUGUGGUUCUCAUGCGCUGUGCAGGCUGCUGCAACGACGAAGCGCUCGAGUGUGUCCCUACAGAGACGCGCAACGUCACCAUGGAGGUACUGCGAGUCAAACAUCGUGUAUCACAGCAUAAUUUUCAACUGAGUUUCACAGAACACACCAAGUGUGAAUGCAGGCAAAAGGAAGAAGUCAAAUCAAAGAAAGAAAACCACUGUGAGCCUUGCUCAGAGAGAAGAAAGCGCUUGUAUGUGCAGGACCCCCUCACCUGUAAAUGUUCCUGCAAAUUCACACAAUUGCAAUGCAAGGCCAGACAACUUGAGUUAAAUGAAAGAACUUGCAGGUUUGUUUAUGAACUGUCACCACGUGCAACAUGCAUCUUCUCAUCCAGUCCCAUCUGAAGCUCUGAAAUAUGCAUGCUUAUAGCGCUUAUUGCAUUUUCCCUUCUAUAUAUGCAUGUUGACGUAGUGUGUGUGUGUGUGUGUGUGUAUGUGGAGUAUUUGCCAUGAGAUACAACAUUUGAUGUCAGAAUCUGGUGCAUUACCGCUGUGCACUUACAAUGACAUGUUUUGUAGCGCCAACACUUUGACGUUGAGCAUAGAAAUUAUUAAUAGUGUACAUGAACUGACUUUGCUGGUAUUCUGUCAGCAAGCAAUAUGAUUUUGUGUUUUUGAGUAUAAACAAGCAGGGAUGCUGCAUAUGUGUGUGCUUGUGAAGUGCAACUCACACAUCCUUUUAUUAGUAAUUCUUUUUUCAUCUUGUCAUUUUAUGUUCAUAAUGGGUCAGAAUUCAGUUUGGUAUUAUUGAUUUUGCCAUCACGUGUGAAAAUCAUUUAAUUAGCUGUUCAUGUUUCAGAUACCUAAUAUGAGAUUUUUUUAAAUUAUGUAUGUGAAUAUAUAAGUGUGUCCAUGCGGCUUGCUUCUCAUCAACUGUCACACGAAUUUAAACUGUGUGAUCAUAUGUUAGCAUUCUGUAUAUGUUGUCCAAAUGUUAUUGUUAUGUUUUGUGGAGAUCACAGCAUACUUUGAUCCUGUGGUCAUUGCACCCUAACCACAUUUUAACCCAUCCAAAUGUCCAACCUCUGAACAUUUUUACAUAAUUACAU